Messenger RNA from Trichomycterus rosablanca, 1244 nucleotides. RefSeq names its product COP9 signalosome complex subunit 7a-like. The record is from RefSeq and is a predicted model, not a curated record. The transcript has 8 exons. NCBI's taxonomy places the organism in Eukaryota, Metazoa, Chordata, Actinopteri, Siluriformes, Trichomycteridae. Gene Ontology annotation, biological process: COP9 signalosome assembly. Bases 83 to 889 code for a protein of 268 amino acids. Gene Ontology annotation, cellular component: COP9 signalosome.
CGUUGUUGUGUUGUCGAACGUGAGCUUGCAGGAUUGACUGCACGGGGAGAGAACCGAUCUUAUCUAAAUAGUGAUAUUAAAGAUGGAGGUGGAUCAGCUGCUCUCUCUGUCAGGUUCAGCCUUGGCUCAGGCGAUCAGUUCUCUGCUGGAGACUCCAGGCCUUUAUGUAUUUUCAGACAUACUGGAGCUGCCAAAUGUUCGAGAGCUGGAGACAGGUCCCCACGCUCCCGUCUAUCAGCUCCUCAAUCUCUUCACCUAUGGAACCUACUCUGACUAUAAAGAGAGGGCAGCCUCUCUACCUGAACUUACCCCUUCCCAGAGGAACAAGCUCCGUCAUCUGUCAAUCAUCAGCUUGGCCUCCAACCUAAAGUGUCUUCCGUACUCCCUGCUGCUGCAGCAGUUGGAGUUGAAAAACGUGCGAGAGCUGGAGGAUCUGCUCAUCGAGGCCGUCUACUGCGACAUCAUCCACGGCAAACUGGACCAGCGCAACCAGCAGGUGGAGGUGGACUUCAGUGUGGGCCGUGAUCUCGGCCCUAACGAGCUGCCCAACAUCGCUAACACGCUACAGGAGUGGUGUGCUGGAUGUGAGGCAGUGCUGAGUGGAAUUGAGGAGCAGGUUUCCAGAGCUAAUCAAUACAGAGAGAGUCAACUCAAGGUCAAAGUUCAAGUGGAAACUGAGGUGUCAAACCUACAGAAAACUUUGAAGGCGAGCUCCGCUUCACCGUCCUCUGGUCCCGCCCCCGGGGGAGCGGCUACAAAUCAGGAUGCAGAUCAGCCCGCAGAGCCGAGAGACCCUGCCUCCUCCCAGGAACCACGGCAACAGGGGAAAAAGAGUUCGAAAGUCAAAGGGCUCCGCGGGAGCGGAAAAAUCUGGUCGAAGUCGAACUGAGCGCUGAGGCACAUAAUGAAGGGACUGAAACUGCUGAUCACUGAAUUAUCGAACAGGACAGACGAACUGAGACUGUUUGACACUGUUGGAUUGACAGUGAGCAGAUUUCAGUUGCAUUGCUUCGAAGCACCGUGUAACCGCAGAUAAACAGACGACGAGCGAGUGAGUGAGUGAGUAAGUGAGCGAGUGAGUGAGUGAGUGAGUACAGACUGCACAGAUGUACAUUUGUAUGCUUAGAAAUGUUUUAAAUUGAUAUUGAUCCAUAUUCGUGUUUUCUUUCCCGAGUGAUUUGAGUUUUGUUGUUCCAUAACAGGCAGCACCCUGAUAAAAGAAAAUAAACAUUUUCCAUCUGUCA